AUGGAGGAUCAGCAGGGUGGUGGCAGGGCGAGCAACAAGAUCAGGGACAUCGUGAGGCUGCAGCAGCUGCUCAAGAAGUGGAAGAAGCUGGCAACGGCGCCGGGGAAGAGCGGCAGCGGCGUGCCCAAGGGGUCGUUCGCGGUGUACGUCGGCGAGGAGAUGCGGCGGUUCGUCAUCCCGACGGAGUACCUCGGCCACUGGGCGUUCGAGGAGCUCCUCCGCGAGGCCGAGGAGGAGUUCGGGUUCCGGCACGAGGGCGCGCUCCGGAUCCCCUGCGACGUCGACGUCUUCGAGGGCAUCCUCCGCCUCGUCGCCGGCAAGAAGGACGCCGCCGCCAUGUGCUCCUGCUCGUCGGAGACGGAGAUCUUGUGCAGAUGA
Molecule: messenger RNA, 378 nt
Organism: Oryza brachyantha (malo sina)
Lineage: Eukaryota; Viridiplantae; Streptophyta; Magnoliopsida; Poales; Poaceae
Product: indole-3-acetic acid-induced protein ARG7-like
Exons: 1
Coding region: 1-378 (125 amino acids)
Biological process (GO): response to auxin
Source: RefSeq, a predicted model, not a curated record